This is a messenger RNA of Contarinia nasturtii (swede midge), 3270 nucleotides long. RefSeq names its product E3 ubiquitin-protein ligase Bre1 (gene Bre1). Lineage: Eukaryota; Metazoa; Arthropoda; Insecta; Diptera; Cecidomyiidae. The record is from RefSeq and is a predicted model, not a curated record. Gene Ontology annotation, cellular component: HULC complex; nucleus. Gene Ontology annotation, molecular function: metal ion binding; ubiquitin protein ligase activity. The transcript is spliced from 8 exons. Bases 154 to 3108 code for a protein of 984 amino acids.
GCACACUAACUUUGACUCGCUUGAGACUCCAUUAUAGUUUGCAAAUGGGUUUUUAAAUUAAAAAUUUAUUUAUUGAUUAUAAUAAAUUUUUGUUUCACUUGAAAACGAAUUGAUUUGAUUGAAUAAUAAUUUGGAUAAUAUUUUGAAAGAAAAAUGUCGAAACGCACGGCAGAUGAUACAGCGACUAUAGGCGGACAGCCACCCAUAAAAAAAGUUCAAUUUGAGCCACAUUUAAUUGGCCCAGUAUCGACACUGGAGGAGCUUGAUAUCAAAGUCCUUCAAUUCCAAAAUAAAAAACUUGCUCAGCGCAUUGAACAACGAAUUCGUUGUGAGGCUGAAUUGCGGCAACGUAUAGAACAAUUGGAAAAGCGUCAAACUCAAGAUGAUGCUGUUUUGAAUGUCGUCAACCGAUAUUGGAACCAGCUGAACGAAGACAUUCGUGUUUUAUUGCAACGUUUUGAUGCAGAAACAGCCGAUGAAGCUGAGAACAAAAAUGAAAAUGAGGUUACGACUUCUUUUUUAACACAGCUUUCAACAUGGGAUAAAGAAGAGUUGGACGAUAAAUUGGCAAAUCGCGUACAAGUAUCAAAGCGUGCUGUAGCCAAAGUCGUACAAGUCAUCGAUCGCUUAAUGCAGCGAAAUGAAAAAUUUACAAUGAUUUUAAAAGGUCAAUCGGAUGAUGAUAAUCUUUCUGUGCCCGAUAUUGAAGAAACAUUGAAAGAAACACAAAUAGAAAUUAUGGCCGAAAAUAAAAACUUGCAGAGUUUGAAUACAUCACUACACGAAAAAUACCAUACGAUUUCGCUGAAAUUGAAAGAGCUUCAAGAUACAUUGACUGGCAAGGAAACAGAAGCGGCUGAGCUGCAAAAUCAAAUAGACGACUUGCAAUAUGAGUUGGAGAAGGUUCGCCUUCGUAACGAUAAACUUGAAAAUCAUUUCGCCGAAGCAAUCGAAAAAUUAAAAUCAUACCAUCAAAUGCACGGCGAUCAACCAAAUAAAAGCACUUCGGGAUCAACGGCUUCGGGAUCAUCAUCGGGCAAGUCAUCAUCAACUACAACGAAUGUUGCCACUCAGCAUUUAGAAGAUUUGCAAAAAGAGGUGGAAGAGUGUCGUGAGCUGGCCAAUAAUCGCUUACAAGAACUAGAUAAGCUACAACAAACGUAUCACGAGGCACUGAAGGAAGUCGAAAAACUUAAAAUGGAUAUUCGUCAACUGCCCGAAUCGGUAAUUGUUGAAACGACAGAAUAUAAAUGCUUACAGUCGCAAUUCUCUGUAUUGUAUAACGAAUCGAUGCAAAUAAAAACAAUGUUGGACGAGACACGUAAUCAACUACAAACAAGCAAAAAUCAACAUUUGCGCCAAAUUGAAAUCAUGGAAAGUGAAGAGCUCAUAGCUCAAAAGAAGGUACGCAGUGAAAUGAUUCAAAUGGAAGAUGUAUUGGCACAGAUUCGAAAAGAAUACGAAAUGCUUCGUAUAGAAUUUGAGCAAAAUUUGGCGGCCAAUGAACAGACUGCACCAAUCAAUCGUGAAAUGCGCCAUUUGAUCACAUCGCUUCAGAAUCACAAUGGUCAGCUUAAAGGUGAAGUAUUUCGAUACAAACGUAAAUAUAAAGAUGCUGCAGCUGAAUUAAUAAAAAUGAAGAAGGAAUAUGAUGAUUUAGUUGCUAAGGCCAAUGUUUCUGAUGGCAAAAAAGUUGAUAUCAAACAAGAAGGAACUGUGAUUGGUGUCAAAGAGGAAUCAUCAUCAGAUGGUUCGGUGUCUAUUAAAGAAGAGAGUGGAAAUGCAAUAAAAGCUGAAUCCGAUCAACAUGAAGAGGAAUUAGAAGAAAUUGAUGGAAUUAAAAAGGAAGGGGGUGCAUCUAUUAAACAAGAAAAAGACACAUUUGCUACGGGUUCUGUAGAUAAAAAGGAUGGACAGAAUAAUGCACCCAAGAUCGAAAAAGAUCCAAAAGAAGCACAACGGGCAAAAGAAUUGAAAAUCAAUGAAUCUGAAAUUGUUCGUGAUCUGAAAACACAAUUAAAGAAAGCUUUGAAUGAUCAAAAAGAAAUGAAACUGCUGCUGGACAUGUAUAAAGGCGUUUCAAAAGAUCAACGAGACAAAGUACAAUUGAUGGCCACUGAAAAAAAGUUGCGUUCUGAAAUUGAGGAACUGCGAAAUCAAAUGAAAAAGAUUCAAGAGAGCAAACGUGAAGAACGCAAGAAAUUAGCAGAUGAAGAUGCAUUACGGAAAAUCAAGCAAUUAGAGGAACAAAAGUAUGAACUUCAGAAACAAGUAGCAAGUCAAAAAACAGCUGAUGGGUCAUGGCCCGGACAUUAUGGAACCCGACCAUUUGUCGGAUCGCCGGAAGAAGAAGCCCUCCUAAAUGAAAUGGAGGUAACCGGACAAGCAUUUGAAGACAUGCAGGAGCAGAAUUCCCGCUUGAUUCAGCAGUUGCGUGAAAAAGACGACGCAAACUUUAAAUUAAUGACUGAGCGCAUAAAAUCCAAUCAAAUGCAUAAAUUGCUACGUGAGGAAAAACAAAUACUCGAAGAUCAAGUUCAAACUCGAGACGCCCAAAUCGAAGCUCUGCACAUUGUACUGCGUAAGUUGGAGGAAAAAGAGCGUAUCUUACAGAAUACUGUAACUACAAUUGAAAAAGAAUUGACAUUAAGACAACAAGCGAUGGAAAUGCACAAGCGCAAAGCCAUUGAAUCGGCGCAAUCGGCAGCCGAUUUGAAGUUACACUUGGAAAAAUAUCAUUCCCAAAUGAAAGAGGCCCAGCAAGUUGUGGCCGAAAAGACAAGUUCGCUAGAAGCUGAAGCAUAUAAGACGAAGCGUUUGCAAGAAGAGUUAGCACAGAUCCGAAGAAAGGUGGAACGAAUGAAAAAAAUCGAAAUGACCGGAACAACCAUCGAUGAGGUAAUGAUGGAAGAAAUCCGUGAAUACAAAGAAAUUCUCACUUGUCCAUCUUGUAAGGUUAAACGCAAGGAUGCAGUUCUUUCGAAAUGCUUCCAUGUAUUUUGCUACGAUUGUCUUCGGACACGUUACGAAACAAGACAACGCAAAUGCCCAAAGUGUAAUUGUGCUUUCGGUGCUAAUGACUAUCAUCGCUUGUAUUUGUCAACAUAACUUCCAUUUUUCUAUUUUAUGGUCAUUUUCCCAUUUUGUACAACAUGAAUACAAUAUUACAUAAAAUAUAUUUAGUUUUAAGAAAAAAUAACUCCUAAUUAAUUCAUCUCUCACAAUCAGAUUACUUCAACUUUUCAAUAAAAUAAUUAUUGACGUAUAAAA